UUCGCCGGGUUCGGACGCUUUUUUUUUUGGAGUGUUUGCUAAGGUUGCUAGUGACACAGUUGUGUGGUGUGGUUGCACAAAAAGUGCAGUGUAGUGUGUUGACUAACUGAUCAAGUGAUCUGAGUGUAUUUGUUUUACUUGCAACCUCACGGGAAUGCAUAUGGUUUAAGUUUGGUAUAGCAGUGAAACGAAUAAUAAAAAAUGCAACUCACUUUCACCUGAGUGAUUUUGCUCUCUUGGUGAAUUCCUCCGGUCAGCUCGAAAGGCUUAGUAAUCAUUAGCAAGGAUCCUAACUGUAGAGCAUGCGAGGUCAAUAAGUAGACAGAGGAAGGCUUCGUAAUUUUCGUGAAAUUCAGCAGCACCAUAUGAGUUUGUUUGUGUUGUGUUAUUGAGCCAGAUUUGCAAGAUUUUAAAAUUCACGCAUGAAAAUGGAGUUCAAUGAUCUUGCCAACGUUUUGUUUUCGCUGUCUUCUUGAAUCUAUAGACAAAACGAGGAAGAAAAUAUAUGUAAUAAAUGCGAAGAUUUAUUUUUAAAAUAAGAAAACCGAACGGCGUUUCGUGAGCAGCGCAAGAACAGUCAUAUUACUGUGGGCCGGUUUGUCGAACGUUUUUACGCGACGCCGCGUUCUAGUUUUACAAUUUUAGUUUUCAUCUCGCACUCGACGAAUUAUGUGUGUGUGUUGUGGAAAUCGCGAGCGGGUUUGCGCCUCUCUUUUGAUUGAACUACAACGAUAACCUUGAGUGAUUCGUGCUAUAAACAAGAUUUUCAAGUUGAAACUUGGACUUUUUUUCGCACACUUUUCCUAUCCAUUUAUCACAAGGUACCAAUUCAGUGUGACAUGUGUUUUUGAUCCGUGUUGUGAUGGUUUAAUUUUCCGGUUUUACUAGUGGUAUGAGUGCUUGAAGUAAUUGAACAACUAGCAAACGUCACGAUCUGGUUCGUGGCGAUGGAUGAUGUGACACAGUGCGGCAGCAUGUGUUGCGAAUAAAUAUUUACAUUCGAUCACAGUGGGAAAUUUUAUCCAAUCCAAGUCGGACAACCAGUUGGACGGGGAAAUUUGCGUAUGACUUCAUACUGAUGAAAUUUUGUCCGAUGGAUAAAAUCUGUAUUAAUGAGAAGAUUCUAUUGAGAACCCAGUAUGCCGACAACUACAGGAUUGGCACUGAUUUGCACCCAUUCCGUGGAGGUUCCGUAAAGGUGGAAUCGUCACAGUAGAGCGGUUUGUCGGUCAUACAAUACUGCCAACAGUGCAGUGAAGCGUUUUGUCAGUGCACUGCAAAAUAUGUGCCGUAAGUUAAUUAAAAGUGUAUCAAAUCGAAUAAAUUUAAUAAUUGUGUUCACGUGUGAAUGAUUGGCGGAAAGCGACGGGAAAAUAUCGCAGCAAGAAGCGAGCAGCAAACAGCAACAGGGGCCAUAAAUUGGGGUUUUUCAUGUUAUUGCAGUCGCGCCUCCAGUUGAUGUUCAGAACCAAACGGAAGCGAUUCCAAUUAGUGUGCACUUUUUGCGAACUGUGAGUGGCAGGAAGUGGAAUGAAACACGCGAAAAAUGUUACGUUGUUUUAAAAUGUUAAAUCAAGUGCAUAUAUCUGGCAGUGAAUGGGCCCGUUGUGAAAUAUUGCUUGCAUCGUUGCUUCGGGAGGCUAACCGUCGCCGUGGGUGGUUGUGCGAUAAAACGUAACAGUCGAGUAGCAUGAAGUUCGAAGAUAUCGUACUGAAGGCCGCCGAAGAAGUUAGCAGUGCAGUACGCUGGAAUCUACCGGCACAUAAUCACCAGCAAACCAAUGGCAGUGACGGUUGGCGAGGCCACUGCAUUAGGUGCAAACGGUGUUGCUGUCCCCGCGCUGGAUGUGAAUUGAUGUUUGUUGCAGUUGUCGUAAUAAUUUUAACCAGUUUCACUGUGAUGAUCGGCGGUGACGUGUUUACUGUUGGAUAUAUUACUGGGUCACAGCGACGUCCGGGCGAUCGGGAAUAUGCAAGACCAGGGUUGCAGAUUUCCGGUGCAAUCACGCUUGCUACGGAGGAAGUAAACGAGCUACUCUUCAGCCAGCACGGUCACAAGCUGCAGUUUGAGGUGGCGGAAACGUACGGUGAGGAGGUUUCUAGCAUUAGAAAGACCGCAGAUCUCUGGACGAACGAUGUGGUAGGCUACAUAGGGCCACAGGAAACUUGUGUCCACGAGGGUAGGAUGGCGGCUGCAUUCAAUUUACCAAUGAUUUCCUAUUUCUGUACCCACAACGAGACUUCGAAUAAGAAGCAUUUUCCAACGUUCGCCAGAACUAGGCCACCUGACCUACAGAUAUCUAAGUCGGUUGUCUCGCUGCUAUUAGCUUUCAAUUGGACACAGGUUUCCUUCUUCUACCGUGCUUCCGAGGAUGCGGAAUACGAUGCGGUCGCCGAAACCUUAAAAACCACGCUGAAAUCCAAUGGCGUCCGGAUUCGGGCGGUUCGCACAUGGAGUACUAUUUACCAUCACGGCUAUUCUUCAAAUCCGUUCGAUCGGCUAGUCGAUGAAACAUUCGUGGAUACUAGAAUAUAUCUAGUGCUUGGUCAUCACGACGAACACAUAGGCUUGCUGGUGAGCUUGUGGCGGAAGAAGCUACUGGCUGCCGGCGAGUACUUUGUAGUUGGAGUCGAUCUCGAGCAGUACGAUGCUUCACUGCCAAAGAAAUAUCUGCACGGGCUACUGCAACCCGAACCGGAUCGGGAAGCUGUGCAGGCGUUGCAACACUACCUCGGCGUCGUACCAUCGGCUCCCAUCAAGUUCGAAGAAUUUGCCGCCAAGGUAAACAAAUACCUGGAACUGCCACCGUUCAACUAUCGCAACCCAUUAGUGUAUUUCGGAGGUGUUAAACAGAUUCGCGCCGAGGCAGCCUAUCUAUACGACGCGGUCCAUUUGUAUGCUAAUGCGUUGCUCCAAGUUCUGCUAGACGGCGGUAACCCUAAAAAUGGCACAGCAAUUAUCGAAGCAAUCAAGGGUCGAGCUUACAUGAGUGCAAUGGGAUAUUUGAUACAUAUCGAUGAGAACGGCGAUGCUACCGGGAAUUAUACCAUUUUAGCUAGAAAACCCGUCCCGUCUGCUACGUCGGAGAGAGAGUAUGGACUGUUUCCGGUUGGGCGCUUCAGCACACCGGAUGCUAAUCAGGCCACGUGUCGAAUACAGGAUAUAAAACUAUUCGAUACCAUCGAAUGGGUGGGGUCAGAACCGCCCGUUGCCGAGCCACUUUGCGGUUUUCGGGGCGAGAAGUGUAUAAGCUACACUGGAGAAAUUUCCGCUGGAGUCGCUGGUGGUGCCCUACUGUUGCUGGGAGUCGUUUCACUUGUACUGUAUCGAAACUGGCGCUACGAACAAGAACUGGACAGUUUACUAUGGAAAGUGGAUUUUAAGGACAUUCAGAUGCACGAAAACGAAAACGAAAAAGCAGGCCAAAAAUUGACACGGACAACCCAUCCACUAGUGCGUACUAGUCAAGUAAGUUUAAGCUCCAAUCCGGACACAGAUUUUCGUUAUUCAACGAUCUUCACACCCAUCGGGCUAUACAAAGGACAACUGUAUGCCAUCAAGUAUGUACGGAAGAAAAGUAUCGACAUUACCCGGGAAAUGAAGAAAGAGCUUAAACUACUGCGUGAUAUGCGGCACGACAAUCUGAAUGCGUUCAUUGGAGCCUGCACUGAUCCCCCGAAUAUUUGUAUUAUCACUGAAUAUUGUACGAGGGGAAGUUUGAAGGACGUACUAGAGAACGAAGAUGUGAAGCUGGACAACAUGUUCACCGCAUCGUUGGUGGCCGACAUCCUGCGGGGCAUGAUUUACCUGCACGACUCGCCACUGCGUUUUCAUGGAUCAUUGAGAACUUCGAACUGUCUAAUAGACUCAAGAUGGGUAGUCAAACUGAGCGAUUUUGGACUUUAUGCUUUCAAACAGGGAGCGGAUCAAGUUCCUGCGGAGAAAGAAAAGUUCGAAGAAAAAUCGGAAAAGCUACUUUACCGAGCGCCAGAGCUUUUAAGAGCUGGACCAUCCUACUGCGUUCCUGGGACUCCGAAAGGUGACAUCUAUUCUUUCGGUAUAGUUUUGUACGAGAUAUUCACUCGACGCGGUCCGUUCGGGGAAAUCGAAUGCACUGCUGCGGAGUGCCUCAAACGCAUAUUGCAUCCCCUAGAUCCGAAUACACCGUUUCGACCGGCGAUACAACCACUGGAAACCUCGUUCGAUUGCGUUCGAGAGUGCUUGAAGGAAUGUUGGUCCGAAAAGGCAGACGAUAGACCGGAUUUUAAAACGAUUAGAAAUAAGCUACGGGUACUGCGAAAGGGUAUGAAACCGAAUAUUUUCGAUAACAUGAUGGCCAUGAUGGAAAAAUAUGCCAAUAAUCUGGAACAGUUGGUGGACGAACGAACGGAUCAAUUGCAAGAAGAGAAGAAAAAGACGGAAGCUCUCCUGUUGGAAAUGCUUCCAAGGCCAGUCGCGGAGCAACUGAAACGAGGGCACAAAGUUGAGGCUGAAAGCUACGAUCUAGUCACGAUCUAUUUUAGCGACAUCGUUGGAUUCACAUCGAUGUCGGCCGAAAGUACACCACUGCAAGUGGUCGAUUUUUUAAAUGAUUUAUAUACAUGUUUUGAUUCAAUCAUUGGCCAUUACGAUGUGUACAAGGUGGAGACAAUCGGUGACGCCUACAUGGUGGUAUCUGGUCUUCCGAUUCGCAAUGGAUUAACGCAUGCAGGAGAGAUUGCAUCGAUGUCCCUUCAGCUGUUGGAUGCUGUUUCGGAGUUCAAAAUACGCCAUAGACCCAACGAUAGAUUGUACUUAAGAAUAGGUAUCCAUUCUGGGCCAGUGUGUGCAGGAGUGGUAGGGCUGAAAAUGCCUCGUUAUUGUCUUUUCGGUGAUACUGUGAACACAGCGUCCCGUAUGGAAUCUACGGGACUGCCGUUGAAAAUCCAUUGCAGCCUUCAAACCAAAGAAAUACUUGAUUCACUCGAAGGAUAUCAUUUCGAGGAUCGAGGUUUGAUUCCUAUGAAAGGAAAAGGCGAACAGCGUACUUUUUGGCUCGUUGGAGAGGACCCUGAAGCAAGAGCUAAACGGACCCAGGAACGAUCUGAGAGACGUGGAUCGCGAGCUCUCAAUAAAUACCUCGGUAUGCUAAAAAGUCAAAACAGCUCAGGGGGAGUGAGGAGUUCGCUAAAAAAUCGUGCCAUAGUACAACGUAGUUCACUGCCACGUUCAUCUAGUCUAGAGUCUCCAAAAAGACUGAGAUUUGCCAGCGGGUCUAUGUUGGAGCAGCAUCGUUAUCAUCGUUACAGCGAUGACGCUCUGAUGGAGGUCAUUUCCGACUGUAGUACCCGCAAAUCCGACAAUAGCUUAGCAGACACCGAAGACAUCACCUCUUCAUGUCCGUGCAUUGACCAGCUCGGUAUGAACAGUGAUCGGUUCCUCAUACAUCCCUGCCCGACGGUUACGACACCUCUGCUCACUAACACUAUUGCUACUUGAUUGCAAGUACGCUCAACUAUAGAGAGGGAUACAUUUGUUGUGAAAUAAGCUGUCUCUAGUCAUUAUACGUUAAACAGUCAUUAAUGUUCAAGUUGAUGUGAUAAAAUAUAAUCAAUACUUAAUAACCAGAAAUAAGAAGGCAUAGGAAAAGUGGUGAACAUUUUGUUACCUAAAUUGAAAACGCAGAAGGCUAGUGUUGAAAUUUUCACUUCGGACAUGCUGGUUGAAAACAUAAAAGAAUGAAAAUAUAUAUAGUCAUUGCAAUA
This is a messenger RNA of Malaya genurostris, 5745 nucleotides long. Its product is annotated as guanylate cyclase 32E. NCBI's taxonomy places the organism in Eukaryota, Metazoa, Arthropoda, Insecta, Diptera, Culicidae. The transcript has 16 exons. Gene Ontology annotation, cellular component: membrane. The coding region runs from base 1691 to 5479 and encodes 1262 amino acids. Gene Ontology annotation, biological process: receptor guanylyl cyclase signaling pathway; protein phosphorylation; intracellular signal transduction. Gene Ontology annotation, molecular function: ATP binding; protein kinase activity; peptide receptor activity. The record is from RefSeq and is a predicted model, not a curated record.